AUGCUCAGAGGUAAUCAAAUAUUCAUUGCGAGUGUUGAGAUUCCAGGGCUGUGGAGUUCUGGAACAGAGGACAGAUUCCUAAGUAAGUUGUGGAUUCUGGUUUAAUGUAAAGCACUGCAUGAAUUUUUCUCUCACUGGCCUUGAUUCUGCUCGCAUCCUGAUUGCAGAGCUUGCAAAAGUACUUUAGCUGGAAGUGAGCUGCUUCUGUUGUCCCUUAUUUUCACUCUGAAUAUGCUGGGAGUGUGAAGGAAACUGCCCCAGGGGAAUUUUUGACAGGGUGUCCUGGCAGCCUAUGGUGCAAAAGGCACUUGGCAUUUCACAAUUGCGUUUUAUAGAGAAAUUAACAAUGAUUAAGGAAAGCUGUUGGGAGGCUCUGGUGCCCCCAAGCGGCAGGUAGGGGGAAAGGAAAAAAACCACAUUUUUUUGCUACCUGAUUCUUUGCAGGGGGUGGUGACUUUUCUGCUGUUGGGUCAUCUCAUCAGCAACUUUGCUGGGGCCGUAUGCCAAUGGCAGGGAGGGCCGGAAGGAAAUUGGGUGGAGCAGCGGACUUUGUUCUGUAGUCUAUAUUAGUGUCAUGGAAAAGAAAUGUUUCUGCGCAUCACGACACGCAAACAUCAUCCGAGUAUGCAAGAAGCGUUUUUUAAAACAAAUAAUGAUAAUAAUUUUAAAAAAUUAUAUCCCAUCCAUCUUGCUGGGUUUCCCCAGCCACUCUGGGUGGCUUAUAACAUACAUAGAAACACAACAAAGCAUCAAACAUUAAAAAACAAAAUAUCCUAUACAAGCAACAAACAAAGCAAUAAAUCAAUAGAAACCAAUAAUAGCAACAAUAAUAAACAGUUUACAGUUAUACCCAAGUUAAUAUUUAUAUAUCGCCCUGUUGCAAAACAUCAGGGAGCGUUCAGCAACACAGAAACAUUUAAAAGCAACGCAAAGCAUUAAUUAAAGCAACUGGCUAUUCAAGAAGGUUUUAAGCAAUUUAUGUUUAAAUAAAUAACAUCAUCCCAGUGGGAGGCAAAAGCACUUUGAGAAGGGCAUGCCAGGAAGGGGCACGUAUAGUAAUAAUAAUUUUAUUAUUUAUACCCCGCCCAUCUGGCUGGGUUUCCCCAGUCUGGCAAAGGUAGCACCCCCUAGUUCCCCUAUCCUUAGGUUGCCUGCUAAACAGCCUCAGCAAACUACAACUCCCAGAAUCCUUGGCGGGGGAAAAGCGUAACCGCUGAAAGCGCCCGCAUAACGCGGCCCAAACCUCCUGACGUGAAGGCUCACGCAUGCGCGCAACGCGCUGGUGCCUGCGUGUGGGUUUAUUUGCCCUGCCGCUACUGGAGUUUCCCCAUUGGCCAAGCCCAGAUUCCGUCUUGAACUUCCUCGUUCCGACUCCGACUCUUCUUUCUUGAUUGGUCAAGCCCCGCUCCUUUGCCGCCCACCCCUUCAUUCCGAUUGGCGGUUGAGGCGGCCCUGGCUGCGGAUUGACCUGCGGGCAAAGAGUGGGCGACGGCCUCCUGUGGACGCUCUGGCCGCCCCGCCCCCUGCGCUCUAUGGCCUUUCCUCAGAGCGAAACGGGAACGGCUUCGGCGCCGGCUGGGCCCGUCGCCGAGCGGAGCGAGCGGGUGAGGGACCCGGCGGCGCCCCCGCCUUCCUCUCCCGCAGGGCUGCCGUUUCCCUGCCAGGUUUCCCCCGGCGAGGCUCCUCCCCGCCCCCCCCCGUUCCACCCUCACAACAGCCCUGCGAGGGAGGGCAGAGGCCGACAGGGCCUCAGGGGGCGGGGGGGGGGCUCCGCGGGGAGAGGGGCCUCCGCCGGACCGCCGAGCGCGGCCUUGGCCAACCUGGGGCCCGUCAUGGGGCUGCACGGCGACUGGGAGCGGGGGGGAGUUGUAGCGCAACCUCGCUGGGGGCUGCCGGCUGGUGGGAGUUGUAGGGCCACCUCUAGGUGCUGGGGCUGGUGGGAGCUGUAGUCCAAACUCGCUGGGUGCUGCUGGCUGGUGGGAGUUGUAGGGCAACCUUGAUGGGUGCUGCUGAGUGGUGGGAAUUGUAGGUCACCUUUUGGGUGCUGGGGCUGGUGGGAGUUGUAGUCCAAGCUUGCUGGGUUCUGCUGACUGGUGGGAGUUGUAGGGCAACCCCUAGGUGCUGGGGCUGGUGGGAGUUGUAGGGCAACCUCUAGGUGAUGGGGCUGGUGGGAGUUGUAGUCCAAGCUUGCUGGGUUCAGCUGACUGGUGGGAGUUGUAGUGCAACCUCAGUGGGUUCUGCUGGCUGGUGGGAGUUGUAGUCCAAACUCGCUGGGUGCUGCUGACUGGUGGGAACUGUAGGGCAACUUUUGGGUGCUGGGGCUGGUGGGAGUUGUAGGGCACCCCCUAGGUGCUGGGGCUGGUGGGAGUUGUAGUCCAAGCUUGCUGGGUUCUGCUGACUGGUGGGAGUUGUAGGGCACCCCCUAGGUGCUGGGGCUGGUGGGAGUUGUAGUCCAAGCUUGCUGGGUUCUGCUGACUGGUGGGAGUUGUAGGGCAACCUCUAGGUGCUGGGGCUGGUGGGAGUUGUAGUCCAAACUCGCUGGGUGCUGCCGGCUGGUGGGAGUUGUAGGGCAACCUUGAUGGGUGCUGCUGAGUGGUGGGAAUUGUAGGGCAACCUCUAGGUGAUGGGGCUGGUGGGAGUUGUAGUCCAAGCUUGCUGGGUUCUGCUGACUGGUGGGAGUUGUAGGGCAACCCCUAGGUGCUGGGGCUGGUGGGAGUUGUAGUCCAAGCUUGCUGGGUUCUGCUGACUGGUGGAAGUUGUAGGGCAACCCCUAGGUGCUGGGGCUGGUGGGAGUUGUAGUCCAAGCUUGCUGGGUUCUGCUGACUGGUGGAAGUUGUAGGGCAACCCCUAGGUGCUGGGGCUGGUGGGAGUUGUAGUCCAAGCUUGCUGGGUUCUGCUGACUGGUGGGAAUUGUAGGGCAACCCCUAGGUGCUGGGGCUGGUGGGAGUUGUAGUCCAAGCUUGCUGGGUUCUGCUGACUGGUGGGAGUUGUAGGGCAACCCCUAGGUGCUGGGGCUGGUGGGACUUGUAGUUCAAGUGCUCUGGGGGCUGGGGGAGGUAUACUUGUCACUGAUGACGUUUUGACUGCAGUAUUGCUUAUUGGGGUUUGUUGGUUGCUGCUAAUUUCUUGCAUCUGCCAGAGAAUUCUCAACACUCCUGUUCUAAAUAAAUAAAUGGUUGAGUUAAAUGUUAAAUAUGAUGGGGAGUCUUCCCACUUCCUUAUUCUCAUUGUCCAGGAAUUACCUGCAAGCAUUCCUAGAUUAUUUGUUUCUUCUAUUCAAUGACUAAAGUAGGUUUAUUAAAUUUCCCUAUGACAUUAUUGUGUAAUUUAUUUUUAGGACUGAAGGAAUGUGAAGAUGAGUACUGUACCUAUGUACCAGCCUUCCCAUGCGGAUAA
This is a messenger RNA of Podarcis lilfordi (Lilford's wall lizard), 3396 nucleotides long. NCBI's taxonomy places the organism in Eukaryota, Metazoa, Chordata, Lepidosauria, Squamata, Lacertidae. The record is from the annotation of a GenBank genome assembly.